Molecule: messenger RNA, 2986 nt
Organism: Ectocarpus sp. CCAP 1310/34
Lineage: Eukaryota; Phaeophyceae; Ectocarpales; Ectocarpaceae
Source: the annotation of a GenBank genome assembly
CAGUUCAUGGAAGGCCAAGAUGCCCGUCACACGCGACGUCCUUCGAAGCUUCGGCCGUUCCGCCAGGACAACCCUGCUGGCUGACACCGCAACUUCUGCAGCAGUGAGGGCGAAGGUCGAGGACUUCAGGGCCGGCGAGAAGUGGGCAAAGAACUUCGUGAAGCGCAACAACAUCCACAGCGUGCGACUUCAUGGCGAGGCUGGUAGCGUCAACAUGGCGGCUAUCAAGGAGGGCAUGGACGAAGUCAGGGCCCUUUGCGCGAAGUACCCGGCUAGGUUCAUCUUCAACGUCGACGAGACAGGCCUCCAGUGGAAGCUCCUGCCCAGGCGCACGUACCUUUCCACCUCGGAGGAUCGGAAGACGGCGCGGGGUUCAAAGAGCAUGUACUUCAAGGACCGACUGUCUGCCUUCAUGUGCUGCAACGCCGACGGCACUGCGAAGGUUGACAUGGCCAUCAUCGGGAGGGCAAAGGAACCCCGCUGCUUCAAGAGCGCGCCUUCACCUCUCAAGUACUACUCGCAAACCAACGCGUGGUCCGACUCUGCGACGUUCCUCAAGUGGUGGCUUCAAGUCUUCCUCCCGUUCGUUCGGCGCUUCACUCACGAACCUGUGCUGCUGCUGAUGGACGGCUGUGCCUCUCACGGUGAUCUCGUGGAUGACCGGGGGCAAGUGACCGUCAAGUUCUACCCUCCGAAGUGCACCUCCGUACACCAGCCCAUGGAUCUGGGGAUCAUUGCCAAGACGAAAGUGGUCUUCAGGAAGGAGUUGCUCGACGUGAAGACAUCAACUAUGUUGGUGGCUGACACACUUCGCGCCCAGGCGAAAGCCCGCAAGAUGAAGGCCGGGACAAUGGGGCUGGCGCAAGGGCACCAACCUCAUCUGCGGGACGCCGCAGAACUUCUCAAGAAAGCAUGGGCCAGCAUCACCGCCCAGGAUAUCGCCAGGUGCUUUGUCAAGGCCGACACGCUUCCGUCAGAGAUGGCGGCUGAGCUCACCACACAACACGGAAAGACCCGGUUCAGCAUCGCCGAGCCUGACCUGAAGGCUCUCACGGAGACCGUCAACAAGUUGAGCACGAGCGUCGGCGAAGCGCAAAAGCAAGGAGCCGGCAUCGUAGACGAGGAAAUCAGCGAGCUCUUCGCAGAACUCGACAUCGAACCCGGAAAGCCGGUCGAGGAAGAAGCGGUGAGCGCGAUUCGGGGGUGGGCUACCAUCGAGGACGACGAGGAGGUGACGGAGGCUCUUCGACUGGACGCAGCGGACGAAAUGGCGGAACUGCUGGCUGGAAUGCAAGUGACUACCGGCGGUGAUGAGGAGGACGAAGUGGAGGGCAGUGACGAUGACAACUCGGGGCCCGAGCGCCGUGCUCCACCCGAUUAUACUGAGCUGUCGCCUCACUUCAGCGUCCUGGAAGCGGCAGCAGAUGAGAGUGGCAACGCAGACGCGGCGUUCUUCCUAACGAAAGCGAAGAUGGCGAUGAUUGCAGCGCAUUCCGCUAGGCGGGUGCGCCAGGCAGACAUGAGAGAGUUUGUUGCUGGUACAGAGGACGAAGAAGACGACGAAGCUAUGGACGACGCUGCGGACGACCAGGCGCUGGUGCUGCGACCACCGUGCCCGCAGCCGAGCUCGCCAAUGCGACCUCACGGAAGCGCAAUCAUCAUCAACAACCACAACAACGUUCGAGGCACGCUCGUCCUGCUCCAACUUCAGACAGGCAGGCAGAUCGCUCGCAUCGAUUCGUUGAGGCGGGCGGUACCGCUCUACAAUUGGGCAACGAUCCGGCGCCCCCCGCAGCAGCUUGCUGCGAGGCGGAGGAUGCUGAAGCGCAUCGUCAUGGGGAAAGCGCAAGCGGCGCUCGCCGGGACCUCCUACAGCAGCACCCGCAGAGUCGCCAGCAGCGUUACCAGGGACAUGGGCAACCACGCACCUCAGGUUCUGGGUGCUGUCACUAGCGCCGCCACAGAUGUCGCCGAGCCACACCUGCUUCCCUCCGCGAUGACGACGGUCGCCAAGCUCAACGGCGGUCCUCUCGGUGGCGCAAGGCCGGCCAUCAUGAUUGCCACGGCGAUGGAGACGCUGGCGGCGCCGGUGCCGGCGGCGGUGUUGAGCCUGACCUCCUCGACACCCGCUGAGUCUUCCGCCGCCGUGUGCAAGACGGCGGGCAAUCAUACCACCGAUGUGACCCCGCUGCUGCUGCCGUCGUCGGAGUCAAUGUCGACGGCCGCCCCCUCCCGCGGAAGGUCCACUUCUCCACGGGAACGCGGCGGGCGCCCGCCGUCCCCGUGUCGGUGGCCGCCAUCGUUCUCCCGCUCCCCAUCUCCACGACGCUCAGGUACGGCCGUGCGCGCGGCAGCGGUGGAUGCUUCUUGUUGGUCCGCUGCUACUCGGCCGGCCGCCUUGAGUCUGGAAGAAGAUUUCAGCUCUGCUGCCUCGGUGCAGGUCAAUAGCUCCAAGCAGGGGUCACAAUACGUUGGCGCCCUUGAUGCUCUGGGAACUCCUCCGCUCACCCCGGUAUCUGCUGUUCAGUCUCCUGCUUCCGCCAUCUCCGCGGGUUCCAACUAUGCGUCCUUCUUCGGAAGGAGUUACGGCCUCGACGACCAUGACGGUGACCUUCCGGAGAAGGGGGACAAGGCAAGCCUGUCCGUCCUACCAGCGUGUGACAAUCGUGCCUCAAGCGUCGACGUCGGCUUCGAGAACUUCCAUCCCGUCGUGGACUGGGCCGAGCCCGGUGAGGUCAGGGCGGUCUUCAUUCAUAACGUGAUUGAACGCCAGGCGUCGACGGUGGGAGAAGGCUGCGCGCUUGUGCGGGCGGCCCGCGUCGCUCCCGGCGGGAGCAACGGCGGGGGCGGGGCGAGCUCGCCGUUACGAGCGGGUGGAGCCUUCGGAGAGGGACCGUUGGGCGUCGUCGAGGGUGCCAGCCUCAGCUUCCUGCCAGGGGAGUUCCCGCUGAAGAGGCUAACGGAGGUGAGAGGCCCCGCGGCCUGA